CUUCCUCAUCUUUACGAUUUACAUGCAGCCGCCCUAAUAAUGCAGCGGAAAGGUCAACCUAUCAUGAUCCUUACUUGUCAACACGACUCGCAUUAUUUUGAGGAGAGGACUAUCGUGGUCAAUGAUAUCAUCAAAGUUGGCCGCGCUGUUGCCCGUUCAAAGGCGUCACCGAACAAUGCUAUUUUUGAUUGUAAAGUGCUUUCCCGAAAUCACGCUGUUAUUUGGUUCAGCUCGGAUGAGUUUUGGCUGCGGGACACAAAUAGUAGCAAUGGCACCUUUGUAAACAAUACUCGGGUCUCCAAACGUGAUGAUAGCGACUAUUGCGAUCGCCAGAUAUAUUCUGGCGAUGUAAUCCGCUUUGGUGUGGAUGUAGUUGAACAUGAUACAACGCAUGGCUGCAUUAUCGCUAGCGUCACCCUAAUCCUGCCGAACGGUCAAGAGGCAAAGCCGAAGCUUGGUCACACUGGCGAUGCUCUUCCUAGUGGCCUCAUAUCAAUAAACAAUGAACAGAUGUUUCAGAUCUCCUGCUUCCUCAACGAUGCGAUAUUCCGCGAACAAGCUCUUGAUAAAAAGCUAGAAACGCUCCGUCAGGCCUUACAUCAAGCUACCCUAGCUUCAGAGUUAGGCUGGCAGGCUAUGCUCAAUGAGGAGAAGCUGUUACAGAAGUUCGAUCUCUAUGAAAGUCAGAUGCGAUUGUUUAAAGAGGAGCUUUCUGAAAACUCCCUCAAAAUGAGGUUGAGUGAUCUACUGGAGGAGAAAAAUUUUCAAGAGUCGGAAAGCAAAACUCAACUGACUAAGCUUAUCAAGGAUAAGGAGAUUGCCCUGCAGCGUAUCAAAGAUCUUGAGCGAACAAUCGAGGAUCUAGAGCACGAGUGCACACAUCUACGCAAUGAAUAUACCUCUGCUCAGGAUGCCUGUAGUAAUAUUUCUGAUGAAUAUAAGGCAAAUUUGUCCACGAUUUCGCAGCGUCUUAAUGAUUUAACUACCGAGCGCAAUCAGUUGAACGAGCAACUUCAACACGCUUCUCGGGAAAACAGCGCUUUGAAGGAGCAAUUGGAGCGCGUUUCUCAUGAAUUAGCUGUGACCAAAGAGUUGUACGAGCAGGUCCAAUCGAAAAGCUCCUCUGGACUCGUCAAUGGUCUACCGUAUGUGGAUGAUCCUGAUAAAGAUUCAAGUGCGUCGCCGAAUUUGAAGGACGUGAAGGCUGUGGUUGAUUCACCAAAGGCCACUGAUAAUGCUAUUUCGCGAAAUCCGCCAGUUGAUCAAGUCAGCGGUGACGAAAUAAUGAUGGGAUCAGGCAAGCUGGAAGCCAACGAAUACAUUUCUGACAGCAUUCGCGAUUUUCACCGAGCUCUAGAACUAAUACGUGUUCUGGAUGCUUGCGCGACGACUUUUAAUAUUUCACUUCUUGUCUUAGCUAAAGUAUCAUCCCUUGCGGUAACAACCGAUUUGGAUGAAAAGAGGUGCGAAGGGAACUUUGAGACGAUUACCGACGCAGCUGGUGUGGACUCCAUCAGCGAUGGUUCAGCCCUCUCAUCUUCGAUCGACUCUUUGGUCAAGCGCAUCGUAAGGCAUAACGAGGCCGCUAUGACUAAUCUCCACGCCUACUUGCUACGAGUUAACCCCUCCGCUGCCGCUGAACUGAAUAAGAUCUCAUAUCGGUCUCAUUUCAUCCCUACAGUGGAUCUCAGCAAUUCCGGUGUCGAUGAUGGCUCUGACGCUCCCCUGGCCAACAUUGAGGCUAAGGCGUUCAAGCGACCCGAUGUCUUGACGCUGCACAAUCUCGUCGACAAAGCUGUCGAAGCGGUGGCGUCAUCGGCCUGCGAUGGGGGUGUCACGGUCGUUGGUGCCGAUUCUCUCAGCGCUUCUCCAACUGUUUCUAGUGGCAAUGGGUCUCUAUCCUUUUCAUUGUCGCCUGAUGCGGAGGAAGUCGCACAUCUACGUGGAUGGAAUAAGACGGCAUUAACAGCGGUGAGUGGAACUGAUGACCCCAGGAAAGCUACGUCUGAACAUGAUCUAGAGGAGAUGCACGCAGAGUGUUGCGUCCUUCGUGCACGUCUCGGUGACAUAGAAGAUCAAAUGGAACAGACACGCGAGAAUCACCGCAAACUGGUAGAGGAAGCGCGACUACAUCGUAUCGAGGUCGAACAGCUGCGCUCCCAGCGGGCUGAGCUCGAGGCGGCGCUGGUUGAGUCGCAAGCGCAGAUCACCAAGCUGCACCAGCAGGCUCGUGAUCACCAUCACCCACGUGCCCCUACUUCAUCGGCUUCCAAUAACCAUUUGUCGCCCACUACUCCUUACGUAGCGGAUACGCCUGUCCAUACCGAUCGACUCGAGCUGGUUCCUGGACGCCUGGUAACGGCAUCCUCCCUAACCGUAAUUCCACUCAUGCUGCUGGUGUUUGCUGUAAUGUUUGCGAUCUUCUCCAAGUUCGUUAGUUAG
This is a messenger RNA of Hydatigera taeniaeformis, 2442 nucleotides long. NCBI's taxonomy places the organism in Eukaryota, Metazoa, Platyhelminthes, Cestoda, Cyclophyllidea, Taeniidae. The record is from the annotation of a GenBank genome assembly.